AGCCAAACACUUCCGCCCCACGUUCAAACAGGGUUUGUUGGUGAGGCAAGUUGGGCGGGUUAUGUUGUCACUUGCGAGUCCCCGCCCUCCCUGAGUGUCUGGUGGUGAGUGAGGCGAGAGGCAGCGGCUGCAGGAGGGAACAGGAUCCUUAUCGAAGAGACACAGACUCUGCAGCCCAGAAGUGAAAGUGAUUGUGACGCGUCAUGAACAGAGGCACCGACACACUCCAAUAGCCCCGCAGAUCUGCAACUGGGACACGCGGUUUAUACAGAAUGAAGCUGAGGGUGCGGGUGAGGAAGCAGACGACUCGCUUGGACCUGGAGGCGGAGCAGCCGACACUGGGAGACGUGCGGAGUAAAUUAUCCUCGGUUACCCUCCCAGCUCUGGGCUAUAGUGCUGAGACUGAUUUCACCAUCACACUGAAUGGCAAAGACGCCCUGACUGGGGACCAGACCACUCUGGAGUCUGCAGGGAUCAUCUCCGGGGAUCUGAUUAUCUUGCUGCUGCCGGACUCUCCGAUUCCUUCUCCUCCCCCUGCGCCUGAGAGGCGGGACCCUCGCUGUCCCCUGGAGGAUCCCACCCAGCACUGCAGCACGGCUCUCAAGAGGCCCAAAGGCCACGUAAAUAAUGACGGUGCAAAAGCCCAAGUAAGGCCUCAGACUGAGGCUGCUGAGGAAACAUCUCCUUCAAUGGAGGACAUAACAAUGGAGGAUGAGACGCCCGGCCCCGCCUGGGAAGUGAUGCUGUGCAGCGAGGCUGUGGAUGGGAAGAUCCCCCAUUCCCUCGAGGUCCUGUACCAAACUGCCAGCUGCUCCAGUGCCAGCGACGCAUUCAUAGUAGUGAUACACCUGCUUAUGCUGGAGACCGGCUACUUACAGAAGGGUGCUGAAAGCAAGGCCCUGUGUAUGCCACAAGAUUGGCGCAGUGGGGGUGCCUACAGACUGCACUACACUCACCCCCUGUGUGCCCAAGUCUCUGCCACCCUGGCCUGUUUGCCAAUGGGCAAGCUCGUCAUAAUCAAUGCCACAAUGAAGAUUAACGACGAGAUGAAAAGCGUGCGGAAACUGCAACUGUCGACCAAUUCCUACAUUUCUUACCCUGAAAAAGAUAACGACUUUGCCUCUGUCUAUAAGGAUCUCCAGAAGUUGUCGGGGCAGUUUAAAGACCAAGUGGCGUAUCCUCUGCUCGCUGCCGCCCGGCAAGUUCUAAACCUCCCGGACGUCUUCGGGCUGCUGGUCCUUCCGCCGGAGCUCAAGCUGAGGAUUUUCCGCCUGUUGGACAUUCGCUCACUUUUGAACCUUUCUGCCACCUGUAAAGAGUUACUGGCCGCCACCGGUGACUCCUCCCUCUGGCGCUUCCUGUGCAUCCGAGAUUUCCGGGAUAGUCUUCCACGGAAUUUGGAAAUGAAUUGGAAUAAGCUGUACAAGGAGAAGUACAAGGAGAAGAAGCAGCGCAAUCGCUUUGUGCGCCGGCACUUUCUGCCUCCCAGGAAUGCCCACCCCUACCCUUAUUACCCAAACAUCUUCCCGCCAGACUUCAGUUACCCUCCUGGCAUCAUCGGGGGUGAAUAUGACCAAAGGCCUUUCCCCCCAAUUCUCAACCCCACCGCUCCUUUUAUUCCCGGAGUAGGGCCAAGUUCCUCGCGCUUCAGCCCCUUAUCCAACCCCUUUAAAGUCACUUUGCCUUUCUCUGAAGAAGACCCGUCGAUUCCAGGGCCGAGAAGUCUCCGCCCCAGCAGAGGGAGGGGUCCUGACAUCCGGAGAGGCUUCAUAUGAAGGGAAGAGGCGGAGCAAUUUGGAGGCUGGACUGUGCGCGGUAUGUUUCUCCCGCCAAAGAAACGUCUCCUUUUCUUGUGAAUAAUUCUCUUAUUAUAAAGGCACCGGUGUGGACUUCUGGUUUGUUGUAGGGGUGCACCCAAUCCACGAUUUCGGAUUCGGCCGAAUCCUUCACGAAAGAUACGGCCUAAUACCGAAUCCCGCUGAAAAAGGCCGAAUCCCGAACUGAAUCCUGGAUUCAGUGCAUCCCUGUCUGUUGUAACAGCAACACUUCUGAUAUCUGGGACAGAGAAGGGGAACAAAAACAGAAUAUUUUGGGGGGGGAUUGUUUCAAUAAUAAAAUGUUUUUGUUGGAGGUUUGAGAACAAGUACGAACAGGAAUUCAGGAAACGUUUUCUUUCAUUUAUUUAUAACAUCAAUAAAUAAACACAAAUACAGAGAACAUAAAAUAGAAAUGACCCUCAGACAGGGACGGCUGGAGAUUAGAAUCCGCCAGCCCUAACUGUCACAUAGUGAUACAAACUGCCGCCUCUGCUAAUAAGCUGAUUUAUUUGCUAAUGUUGAAAGCUGUUUGAAUAACACGUGUAUGUGUUCUGUAUAACAGUGUUGGUUUUGUUCUGUAUAAUUAACGUACGUUUGCAGACAGUGUUUUUUUGGGGAGGAAAAAAUGAAUUAUUACUAAAGCUGU
Messenger RNA from Xenopus laevis (African clawed frog), 2463 nucleotides. RefSeq names its product F-box protein 7 S homeolog (gene fbxo7.S). Gene Ontology annotation, biological process: positive regulation of autophagy of mitochondrion. Gene Ontology annotation, molecular function: protein kinase binding. The record is from RefSeq and is a predicted model, not a curated record. The coding region runs from base 273 to 1775 and encodes 500 amino acids. Gene Ontology annotation, cellular component: nucleus; cytosol; mitochondrion. The transcript is spliced from 11 exons. NCBI's taxonomy places the organism in Eukaryota, Metazoa, Chordata, Amphibia, Anura, Pipidae.